GGUUGCGGAGGGUGUGCUCUGGCGGGGGUUACGGGGUAGCAUUUGAAGAAGUGGGAGUGGAGGCUGGUCGGUGUUAGGAGUGGGUGGUUGCGUCGGUUUUCCUUUCUGACGAGUGUCAGCAUUUGGAGUUGAGUAUAGUAAGCUCAGUUCUUUGGGAAGACAACUCUCUUCUACCUUGUUUUCAUCUGUUCUUGCGCCACCUCGCGCCCUGCCCUGUCCCCCAUCCCCACCCCUCUCAGAUUUGUUUGGUUAGAGCCCCAAGGUCUGUCUUGUCUUCACUAUUCAUAGUAGAUGAAACCAGAAGCAACUCCAGUUCAAUAAUGUGCCAUACUGAAGAGGACGUAUAUAGGAAAAUAGAAGGAAGGGUACUCUGAUUUAGGAACAUUUCGGUGAUGUUUAAGCAGCUUACUCUUAAGAGCAGUGUGUCACUUCUAUAAAAUAUAUUUUGGGUUGAUCUGUGGCAAAGUUAUAUGGAAGGGGGUGUGUGAAAAAAAACCCUCGUACUAAAUGUGUCUGUACUUGUACUUUACGAAUGCAAAGUGGACUCGUUUUAUGUUUAGAUCUGUUCCGUUGAAAACCCGCCUAGAAAUUGUCGCGUUCCUUCUUGUGGAGUCCAACAAAUAGCUCUGACAGCAUUGUAGUACCGGCUCAGAGAACUGUGUUAGGCACCCAGGUAUUUGAAUAUGACCAUGCUUAAGUUUUGUUUUACAGUAUUUGACGAUUAGUUUUUCUCAUGUUGUGUCACUAAAUACAUUUAGUAUGUCUUUGAAUUAAAAAUAUGUACUUUUGAAAGUCAAAUUUUAACCAAGUGAAACAAAUUAAUUUGAUUUAAUGGGAAAUGAGGUAAGAAUUUUGAAUACUUAGUAUUCUGUAAUCUGUAUUAUACUUUCAGUGUUAUACACAAUUAUAUUGUACGAUACAUGAAAAUGUUUUCCUGGACAACAGCCAUAUUUUAGAAAUUGUUUCAUAGUCCCAGUUUUUGUGUAGAAAUGUGCUGAAAUCCAUCUUGUAUAUUUUUGUCAUUGCUAUUUUAAAGUAACAAAUGUUCUUCUAAAUCGAAUACCUGCUGGUCGGGGGGAGUGGUGUGAAUAGGUAAUAAAAGUCAUUAUUUUAAGCUACCCUUUGCUAUGAUAUGCACUUUGCAGAAAAAUCUUCCUGUUCCUUAAAUGUAUAUGUGGGACUUAUAUGCAGUAUGCAGAUGUAUAAAUGUAUACAUUUCUAUAUUGAAAUUCUAUUGUCAGUGCUCACAGUUGGAAAUCAUAAAGCACAUUCAGGUUAUACAGCUAAUUGGUAUCAAGUAUCAAAUGAAGUUUCUUAAAAUCUACUUGUUAAACAAAUAUGAUUGGUCUUUUUGUUAUGUAUAUUGUCUGAAAAUUUUGGGAAGAAAGUUCUCUUCACUGUCAGUGAAUUACUAUAGUGAUUGGGAAGGGACAAUGUUUGAAUCCAUCUAGAAAUAUUUCCUUUAUAAAUGUGGGACUCAUGUCCUUAUCUUAGAUUUACUGCUCUGAUUCAUUUCUGGUUUUGUUUUAAAUUAAAACAAUGUUCUUCAAGUUUUGUCUCAAUUGAUGGCUCUGUUUAUAAUGGGCUUUUUACAGUCUUCCUAUGCUAGAGUAUAAUUUUGAAUAUCCUCAUGUAACAAAUGCUUGAGUGCAUAUUGGAUGUGGGACUAUUAUCCUAGUAUUCAGAAUUAUACUGAACAUUACAAGAUACAGUCUCCUAUUUUGCAGAGUGUAUAACUAGUAUUUACUAACCAGAAUGACACUGAACAUUAUUCCUUAUGGAAUAAUAAUAUAAUUAGUAUCUGAUGAUUUAUAAAAUUAAAAAACAGCUAAAUAUAACAAAAUAAUGUUUUAAUGGAAUUUAAAACAUUAUUCAGACUUGAAAAAUAAUUAAAAUAUUUAAGCUAGGACAGGCCCGAUUUUUAAAAAAUUAAUUUUGGAAUAAUUUGCAUCUUAAGAUUGUCAAAUCAGGAACUAAUAGUUACUCUUGCCCAGGUAAACUAUUUGUUUCAUAUCUUGUUGUAUUUUCAUUAUUCUUGUCCUAAACUUGCACACAAACACACAAGCAUACACACACACAUACAAACACACACACACACACAUACACACACACACAAAAGCAAUUUGAGAGUAAUUUGAACCUAAGCUUUUCAUUAUUCCAAAAAGCAAGGACUCUGUUGAGCAUAUAUUACCUAAUUUAUAGUUGAUUUUUAAAUUUUAUCUAUUUUCUCUAUCUAGCUCUUGUCUGUUCCCUAGCUGAAGGUCCAUUCUAAGAUAAUGAAGUGCAUUUCUUGGUUAUCAUGUCUCUGGUCCUUUUUAAUUGAGGAUAGUUCUUCAAUUUUAUUUAAUUAUUUAUUUAUUUUUAUUUCUUGGCCUUGAUAUUAAAAAAAAAUACAGGACAUUAUUCUGACAAUGUCCCUCAAAUUGAAUUGGUUUUUUCUCAUGACUAGAUUGUUAUGCAUUUGUUAGGAAUACUACUGAAGAAAUGAUCUGUUUUUCUCAGUACAUUGUAUUUUGAAGUUCAAAGUGUUGGUGUGUCUUAACCUUAAAAUUUGGUCAAGAUAUUUACUAUAUUUCUCGCUGAAAAUUAUUCAUCAUUUUGUAAUUAAUGUGCAACUUAUGGGAAAGUAUUUUCAAGAACAGAGUAUUGCCAUCAUAGCAUCAAAAUUUAACAUCUGUCAGUAUUCUGGUUUUGUCCCCUCUUUUUAAGGAUUGAUACUUAUUCAGUUAUACUUUGUAUGAUUUCAUGAAUUCUUACUCAAAGAUAAAAAUCUAUCACUGUCAUUAUUUAGAAUUGUGGCAGAUUCAACUAAACUUAAACCUCCCCCCGUUUCUCUCUCUCUCUCUCUCUCUCUCUCUCUCUCUCUCUCUCUCUCUCUCUCUGUGUGUGUGUUACACAUAUGCACAUAUUUCUGAACAAGAUAGUCCACAUUUAUAUACUUUAUUUUCCCAGGUUUUGUAUUAGUUACUUCACCAAAAUGAUCUUUCAUUCUUUUUUUUUUUUUUUUCCCAGAGCUGAGGACCGAACCCAGGGCCUUGCGCUUGCUAGGCAAGCGCUCUACCACUGAGCUAAAUCCCCAACCCCAUGACCUUUCAUUCUUAUAGAGAAAAAGUAAAUUUAGAUAACAAACUAAGCAGAAGGUUUUGGGUCUGUUUUUCGUUAAUCUGGUUUUUCACACACACACACACACACACACACACAUAUACACACACACACACGUAUAUAUGAAUAUUUUUCUUAAGAUUACAAAAUAAAACAAGGAAAAGAUUGGCUUAGAAACAUCCUAUAAAGCAAUAGUGCCUUUCUUAUAAAAGACUGGUUCAGUAAUAAAUGGAACCAAAUAUGAAAUGUUAAAUCUUCUGAUCAAAGAUUAAAUUGUUAAUCUACCUCAUUAAAACACAUUUAUUCUAUUAUCUUUUUUAUUGAAAACUAUCAUUUUUGUACUAAUCCAUGUAGAUACUGUUGAGAACUUAGGUUACUACUAUUUAUGUUUUAGAAUUGGGUAUUUUACAUUUGUGGUACAUCUCAAUUUGAAGACACUAUAUUUAACUGCAACAGGUGGCAAAUGGACUUAACUGGAUAGUUUAGUUUUCUUGAUUUCCAUGGUACCACUUACUUUAAAAAUCUCUUCAUAAUAAGCAAAUGUAUACUUUUACUCAGAUCUUUUAUUUGGUAAGUAUAGAAUAAACAGAUCGUAAGAAAAUAAGCUCUGGAGCUAGACUUCCGAGUUUGGAACCUAGUGACACUAUUUACCAAGGUUUGUUUUUUGUUAUUGUUGUUUUGUUUUGUUCUUUUUUAUUUGUAUUUUGUCUUUCAGUUGUUUCAUCAGUAAUUUGGAGAGAGGUAGAUUGCUAGAGACAAAGUUUGUUGGUUUGUGUUAAUACGUGUCACCUGUAUAGAAAGCACCUGUAUAGAAAUGCUAGCUAGUUGGUAAUUUUUUUUCCCUGUGCUCUUGAAUGUUUGGACUUUAUAAUUUUUAUCUGUGGACUUGGUGGAAAUGGUGUUGGGUAAUUUAAAAAGAUUAUGGAGCAUGCUAAAGUAAAAACAAGAGUUUAAACGAUCUGUAUUUUCCAGUCCUCUAUAGCUAUAGUGUUAUAGAGUUUUAAAAUCAUGUAACUUAGUAUUGAUUCUUUCUCUGUAUUAUGAGAGCAGAAGAUAUUUACCAGUCUACAUCCUAAGGAAUCUUUGGUAAUGGAUAUAAGAAAUUAGUUUGUAGCUCAUUAAAAACUUUAUUACUUAGUGUGGUGGUGCACACAUUACCUUUAGUAACAGCAUUCUGGAGACAGAGCAGAGGAACUCUGUUUUCAAGGUCAAUUCUAUAUACACAGCAAGUUCUAGGCCAGCUAGGAUUUUUAUAGCAAUAAUCUGUCCAAUUAAAAUAAAAAAUUAACAGUAAUAACUAGACACUAUCAUAUUAAAUUAUUUUGAGGGUUUUUUUUUUUUUUUGUUGAUAUGAACCUUCAUGUUAGUUUGAUGUUUUCUUCUGGUUUCUUUUUGCCUGCUCUUCUGUUAUCUUACCACAGAGUUCUCCUUUGUCACUGUUAGCAUCUAAAUCACAGAAGAGUAGAUUUACUAAGAAAUUUGUAUUAAUGGAUCACUGAUCGGUUUGGGCAGCUGUCAAAGAGUGUUGACUGUACAACUUGUUUCAAGCACCAGCAAACACGAUGUCCAUUUCUUUUAAGUGGUGGCAGUUGUGAUACCAUCUAAUCACAUACUUUACACAGUUGGAAUCUGUUGAAUAAGUUAAGACAUGUAUCGAGAUUAUCUUUUUUAAAAAAUAAGAAUUUUGGAUAAUUUUGCAGUUUUUGGCAAAAUUUAUAUAGGCUGCAGAUAGGUGUGUGUGUGUGUGUGUGUGUGUGUGUGUGUGUGUGUGUUCGUGUUCUGUCUGCCUGUCUGCCUAUCUGUAUUUUUGUCUGUCUAUGUCAUAUGUGUGUGUGAGUGCCCUCUGAGGCUAGAAUAGGGCAUGGAAUCCUGGAGUUAGAAGAGAUUGUGAACUUCAUCUGAAGAGCAGUAAGUGCUCUUAACCACUAAGUCAUCUUUCAUCCUGCAGAAUCAUAUGCCUUGGGCCGGCUACACAUAUGCCACCUUCCCAGCUUGGCAGCACAUGUGAUUAGUUUCUGUUAAUGUGUCUGCAUAUUCCUCUCACCUUCACUACCGGCCUUUAUUUCUGUCUCAGUUCACUCACUCUUAGGAGGGGCAACAAAGAUACAGAAGAGUUUUUCGUUUUGUUUUGGUCAUAUAUGUAUUUUUCCCUUCAUAAGUCUUAAUAAGUUAAAGUAUCCUACUUUGUGUGUGUUCAUAGUCUUCUUUUUUCGUGAUAUACUUUACUUAAGACAUAUAGGUUGCCCAUAAGAUUCUAUACUUUAUAAUUACAUAAAAGUGAUACAUACUUGGCAGAUAACAUUGAAAAUUUGAAUUUUGUGUUCUAUGACAAGCAAAACACAGUAUGAUAUUCUUGAUAUGUCAGGUGGAAGCUUGAACCACAGCUUCUAAUUAGCCACAUAUUUAUUAGGGUUAACAAUUGAUACUUUUGCAGUGUGCUUCUACCAUAAUAUUUAAUAAGUUAUAUGAAAUACCUUACCCUUUGUUUUAUAAAAUAGGUUUUGAAUUUUGUUUUUCACAACCAUAGGCAGUGUAAGUGUUCUGUGCAUGUUUAAGGCUAAGCUGUGAUCCUGUAAGACAAGAAGUAUCUAUUGUACAUAGACUAGCAUUCACCAAGUACAAAACAUGUAAGUCUACAAUAUUGAGAACAUUAUUGCAGUACAUAUUUAGGAUUAAGUUUGUAAUCAAUGAAUCAGUUGAAAAGCUUUUAUUUGUAACAGAAUGUAAAUAAGAAACGAUGAUGGAUUCAGUCCAACCUGCUGCUGCUACUAGAAACGUAAUUAAGAAAAUAUGCUGUCUUUGAAGAACUGCACAUUGUUCUUACUUAAGCUAAAUACAAAUUUUGUUGUAAGAAGUUUUGUGUUUACUAGAAAAUAAAAGAAUAAAGUGAAUCUUGUCUUUUUUUCUGUAUCUGCUUUCCUUGUGUAGUUGCCAACAACUUUAUCCUGCUUAUAUUUUCCUGUUUGGGUUCUUUCUUUAAUCUCCUGCCAAGUUAUUUCCCUUGUAAUAGUUCACGGAUUCAGUUUUUGUGAUAGUGCAAACACUUGGGCAAAUUCCGAUAAGGUUUUGGUUUAUGUCAGUGUAUGCAUUACUGAUUUUACUUCCUUCUGGUGUAACUUAUAACUUAAAACAUACAGUAAGUUAUUGUGUAGCUGCUUUGAUUUCAUAGUUGACAAGGCAUUAAUGUCUCAUGUGUAUUAAGUAAAAGCUCUUAACCAUAUUCCACUAUUUAGUCAUAGAUGAUCAGACAGUUCCUUCCAUAUUGGUUCUUUAGGCCAACGAUUCUCUUCAUCUGCUUUUAUUUAUUAUAUAUUUCCCCAAAUUCUUGGGUAUCUUUUUAACUAUAUCUUCUGUCUUGGAUUCUUAAUCACCUUUAAAUUUUAACUUGACUCUAGAUUCUAGGUUUCCAUUAAUUCAAAUUGGAUUUUUCUCCUCUAAUAUGUGUAUGCAAGGUGUGUAUAUUGGAGGUAACUUUGUCCAUUAGACUUCAUGUUUAUCACACUGUUGACAGACAGGAGACUAAGUCUUCAUAAAUGGUAGAAAGGGCUAGAAAGGAGCACUGUUCCUUCUUCGCAGUUAUAAUCAGAUAUAAUUCAUCUUUUACAGAGAACUUUAUGGGACUGAGAUAAUACUAUCAUUCCUCAUGUGUUUGCUAUUUUUUGGCUUAAUGAAAGUGUUAAAAUAUUUAUGUAGUAGUAUUUUGGUGCCAAAGAUAUUAGUUAAAGAACAAUAUAAGCACAAAUAUAUUUAAAUCUAUGCAGAUGAAUGAGAUGAACUAGGGACAUAGAAUAGACUAUUGGAUAGUAAAGGAUUUGGCACCGCACUAAGAUAUGUUAAAAUUCUUUAGGUAGAGAAAGGAACCUCACACUCCUCCCAGUGUUUAUACCAAAAGAUAAGGCUAUUAGAUAAGCAGUAACCAGAACAGAGCUAGCGCUGAGAGGAGAAAGGACUUUUUUCCAGAUGGACUGUUUGUUACCUGUCAAUGAGGAGUCUGGAACAUAGGUGAAACUUGGAAUGUGCUAUAUUUUGGCAACAUGAGGGUUCCAGGUGAUCUUGAUUAGAUGAAUUUCAGCAGAGUGAAUAGAAAUGGCAACUGUAUUGUAACAGGUUAGAUAGUAAUUCAAAUAUAUCCAAGUGGAAAUAAUGUACUCAUAUUAAAUGGGACAUGUUUUAAGGACUGGUGAAAUGGCUCAGUGGGUAAAAACACUUGCCACAACCUGAGUUCCAUCCCCAGUGACACCUAUCUCUCAUGAUCUCGCUUCUUUUUUUUUUUUUUCUCCUUCUGAGCAGGUAUGUGUAUAUGCAUAGACACAUGAGGAUAGCAUGCAUGUAUGUGUAGGCAUAUGCAUGUAGAACUUAGACAUCACCAUUGAAUGUCUUCCUAAGUUGUUCUCCUCGUUUUUUGAAAGAAAAAUUCUGUAAAUUUGGAGUUACCAUAUCUUGUUAGACUAGUCCCAGAGAUCCUUUUGUUUCUGCCUUCCCAGAUCUAUGACAUGAACCCUGCUUCCAACCACUGAUGCUCCGCCUUGACAUCACACUGAAGUCAUCAUGCUUGUAUACCAAGCACUUUACAGACUGAGCCAUCUCCAUAGUUCUUGUAUGUAUUGAGCUUAGUAAAGCUGAGAACUAAUAGCAACAGAAUAUUGAGACUUACACAUUAAGUAAAGAAAUGAGAUGGACUUUGAAUUCUUGAAUAUCAAUUCUAAAUGUAUCUCUUUAAGAAAUUUAAAGCAAUAUUUUCUUAAUCAAAUUAACUAUUAGAUUUAUGACAUCAUUCUGUUAUACACUUUAAAGGUAUGAUUUUUCCCCCAACUUAUUUUUCUCAGUUUACCAUCAGAUCUUUUGAUUCCUAUGUGCCAGUUGUUUGGGGUUAUAGUUCUGUUUUUUCCAAACUGGGUUCUGAAUCUCCAUAGAAUUAAAAAUCCAGAAUCAAAAUACUAGCCUUAAGUAAGGUUGUAUUUUGAAGUAUUUGACUUAGAACCGUGGUUAAAAAUAGGUGUCAUUGGUAAUGUGGAGGAGAGAAACUCACAAAGCCUCAACCCUACACAAAGAACUACAGGCAACUAAGGAAUGCUGAGAGAGGGAGAAAUAGUCUUGCACAGGGAAGAGCACACUAAUUCCUUAUCCAAUACCAAUAGUCAGUCCUAAAGCAUACUUACAGGUAACAUUAUAUAGACUGAGCAGGUUGUAUUUAUAUGUUUGGGAACACAUUUACCAUCAGCACCACCACCACUACCAACAGCAAAGAGAAAAAGAGGCCAUGGAUUUGAAAAGGAGCAGGGUAGGAGUGCUUCAGAAGAUUUGGGGGAGUAGGAAGGGAAGGGACAGGGAGACGAUGUAAUUUGUAACCUCAAAAAGUAAAACAUUACUAAAUAAUAAUAAAGUUAAAUUAAAAAAAAAGUGUUGUACUUCUUACCUUUCAGCUCCUUAAACUGAACUAACUUACCAACCUAUCAGAAGUGCGGCUGGACUGGCAGCUUCUUUUGAAUAUAAGGAGGCACAGCUACCCUAAUGAGGCAGAUGAACAAAGAGAAUUGGUUCUGUGUGCAACACAACUUCUAAGACACUCUGUUCCAGUAAGGAACAGGUUUUGAGAGUAUUUUAGAAGGGCUUUAUGGACCACGGCUACGAAGAGACCUCAGUUUAUUUGAAGGAUUGUAUGCCAUCUCUUGAUUCUUCACAGUCAACGCCAACAGAAGAGCUAUCAUCUCAGGGCCAGUCCCACACUGAUAAGAUUGAAUGCCAAGCAGAAACUUACCUAAAUGCACUCUUUCGAAAGAAAGAUCUUCCUCAGAACUGUGAUCCUAACAUUCCCUUAGUUGCUCAGGAAUUAAUGAAAAAGAUGAUACGUCAGUUUGCAAUUGAGUACAUCUCAAAAAGCGGUAAAAUUCAAGAAAAUAGAAAUGGUUCAAUUGGAGCAAGUCUCGUUUGUAAAAGCAUCCAAAUGAACCAAGCAGAGAACUGCCUUCAGGAUGAGCAAGAAGGCCCCUUAGACCUCACUGUGACUCGAACGCAUGAGCAAACUGCUCAGCAAGGGGAUGGAGUGUUAGAUCUCUCUACAAAGAAAACCAGCAUAAAAUCUGAAGAGUCCUCCAUGUGUGCUCCUCCUUCUGAAAGUGCAGUGGCUGGUUCAACUGUUGAUGCAAAAUCAGAGGAAGCUACUAAAAUGGAAAAAGGAAAAUCAGCAUUAAGCAAAGUUUUGGAAUCUUUGUGCAUACAUCACCAUCAACAAGUUUUGGCUAUGUUGAAAUUUCUAGUCCAAGAGCAGAAUGCUGCUUCUCUUUGCUGUUGUAAUUCAUCAUGUGCUAUGUCUUCAGAAUCUCAAAAGCCCCUAUUGGAGGAUGGUUUUCAUGGUCUGUUCUGUAGCUGUGAAUAUAGACUGGCAGAAAGAGGGUGUUUACACAAUGAGAGACAAAGCCCUGGUCUAGUGCCUCUGCCAGUCUGUAUUAAAGAAUUACAUUGUUUGUCUUGUCAGACUGUAAGUGUUGAAAAUAUUAAGACAGUAAUGAAUAGAGGAGUUGAAAACAGUUCUCAUCCACACAGGUGCUCUUGUGGACAGUUAGCAAAGAUUCACUCUACAAGAUCAACCUGUCAUAGUCCUCUUUUGUCAGGGGAAAUUUGUGAUCUUUCAGCUACUCUUCAAGAAUCCUGUAGAUCUCGAAGUCCCUCACCACCACCAUUAUCACCUGUGGAGACUGGAGGAUUUGAAAAAUGGAAAGACAUCGUCUCAGAGCUUUCAGCCUUAGAAAAUAACAAACUUGAGUCAAGCAUUAACCAGCCUCCAUCUCUUACACCAGCAGAGAUAAACAUUCACAAAUGUGGCCACGACAGCAAAAUACAUAAAACUAAGAAGUCUAGUAACUCUGAUUCUGUGCUCUUGGGUACCAGCAGUAGUUAUACUACAAAUCAUGAUAAGGGUGAAACAGCUGUAAUUUUUCAAGAUUUAAUGGACCGUAUUAAUGAAAAAUUAAAAUCAAUAGAAACCACAGAUAUAUCAAACCUCAUAAAAUUAUCUAGUACUGAUUGUGACUCAGACAAUGAUUUUAAAUUGGGAGAUUUAAUAACAUCUCUUUUGCACAGUGCAACAGCCAAUGAUUAUAGUUUUAUGGAAUUGCUAAGUCAACAUGAUAAAAAGGUAGAAAAUAAGAUUAUUCAGACAAGGUUUCGAAAACGUCAACAAACGUUAUUUGCAAUGCACAACUCUCCUGACUCACCUGUGAUCAGAAGGCAGUCUUUACAGAUAAAAAGAGAACUUGCCAGUUUUGAUGAAAACUUUCUGAGAAAAAGGUACAGUGAAAGAAAUUCAAGAAAAUUGUCAUACAAUGAUAAGAUGCUUUCAGUGAACAAAGAAUUCCAGCCUUGUCAGGAACCUUUAAAAAACUCUAAAAGCUUUCAAAAUGAAAAUCAUGCCGAAACAUUGUUUACACCAUCACUUCAGGUACCUCUUGGGAGUUUAGAAACUAAUUUGGCUCCUAAUCAAUUUUCAGAAAACUUUAAAGCAACUUCAUUUGAGAAAAUGAGCCAAAGAAAAUCACAGGAGAGGUCUACAGCUGAGAAACUAACUGUACAGAAUAAUGGGGAAAAUACAAAAUUAGAAAGUACUCCAACACUUUCGAGAACUGAUGCUUCUCUAUUGAGCAGAACUAAACGAAAUAUUGUGCCUCCAGGAUGGUAUUCUAUAUAUGUAACAAACGAUUCUGUUUCCAAAAAAUUCCUCGAGAGCAAAAGAGUAUCAGACUCUGCACACAGAAAAGAUCCAGUCAGAGAUCCAACUGAAAGUUUUCAAACUAUAGACUUAAAUAAAAUUGCAAUGAAUUCUAAUUUGCAGGUUGUUGUGGAGCGUUUAGAAGACACAAUAAAUAUGGCUCAAAGGUCUUGGACUAGUCAAGACCUAUCUGAAGGAUGUAAAGCUUCCAAGAAAUUGAUUGAAACAGGUGAUAAAGACCAAAAUGUUGGGAGAGAUUUGACUUUAAGUGGAAUGGCUUUUAAAAAUCAGAGUUUAUCAAAAUCUGCAUUGGCAUCUAGCAAUAAAAGAAGUCAUGGUAUGUUUGUAAUGGAUUUGAACAAAACAUUCGAUAAUCCGAAGACGUCACCCAUUUUAGAGAGAGGUAGCUCGACAACCAGUGUUGAAAGUUUGCCAACAAAAUGUGAAGGUAUUGAAAAUUCUGUUUCUAACUAUUCUAGUCCUAUCAAACUCAUGUUUUUAUCUGAGAUUAAAAGCAGUGAAGGAGUCAAAUACACUUUAACUUCAGUCAGCACAUCACAGUCAAAUGCUGAUUUUGAUUCUCACAAACAUAAAACCCAUCAGAUGAUUGGAAGAAAAAGAGAAGUAAAUGAAGACAUACCAAACACUAGCUUUGAAGAUUAUAAUUCUAAUCAUCAUGCUACUAACCUUCAAAGUGAAUUGAACCAAUUUAACUGUGUACAUGAGGCUACACCAUCAUCUGCAGAGUUGACUGAUAGUUUAAACAAUGAUAAGCCACAAGAAGACCCUAAGGGAAAGUCAAAUGGUGCUGUUGACUUACCAUGUAAAAGAAAACCAGGUAGACCUAAAAAAAUUGGUCCACAAGUUGUGAAGCAGAUUAAACGGCCAAUUGGAAGACCACCAAAACCUAAAGCUGGUCAAACAGAUGUCAAUGUUUGCCAAAACGAGUCUUCUAGCCCUAGAAAGGAAAACCCACAAUCUUUCAUAUCAGAAGUCAAAGAAGAUGUUUGCAGAAAGAGUAUUAUUGUCACUGUUGUUUAUGGAAGGUCAAGAAGAACCAAGAGAUGUGUUUCUGAAGGAAGCAUGAAAAUCAACAACAUCUCACUGAACAGUGAUGGCGCUGACUUUUCAGUUAACUCUAGUCUUCUCAGAAAUACUAAAGCUCAUGAGAUUGGCUAUGGUGAAAGUCUGAGUGCUGGGUCAAGAUUGACAACUCAAAGUGGGGUUUUUGAUUCUGACUUUGAAAAUAUUAGACCAAUCAAGAGCAAGUCUAUGAUAACUCAGACUUGCAAGAACAUUAUUCGACCAAACCAAAAGCCUUUGUCAAUUGUUAGGAAGCCUGGUAGACCUGCAAAAGUGAAAAUUUCUGGUAUAUCUGUGACUGUUAAUAGAAUUUCACCUCAGGAAAGAGAAGUAUGUGUUAGCAGUUGCUUACCUCCAUUAGAUCAGGAGAUAGUGUUAGAGAAAACUUGCCUAGAAGAAAAGCCUGACCAACAAUGCAGUAAUGUGGAUAAUAUCAAGCACACCAAUGUUGACAUAGUUAAGGAUGAAUCAAAUAGUACUGUUACUUCUAUACCUCUGAAGCAUUCAAUUAAGGCUAGAAAACCUUUGCAUUUCUUACAUUCAUUUGCAUCUUCUGGCUCACUUACUUACAAAAAUACCCUUCGUCAUAAAUCAUGUAAACUCCAUUUGCAUAAAUGCAAAAAUCCAAAGAAAAAAUACAGGCAGUCAAGUUUUAGACUAGCUUCCAAAGGUAUCCCAGGAUCUAGAUGUUCAAAGAAAGCAAAAAAGUAUUUGGAAGAUAAAAAAUUAAUGCCUGUUUCUGAUGUAUCCUUGGACCCUGUGAUUUCAUCCAACCCUUUACUAAGGUGGUGGGCUACAUCUGCUUCAAAUGAUUCCUUGUUAGAGGAAUUAAACAAUAGAUUUGAACAAAUAACAAAUGCGUGGGUACAGGUGAGUAGAGAUGAAGCUCAAAAUUUUGUUCAUAAAACAGAAUACUCUAAAGGUGAUCAUUUCAAAGCAGCAAGCCCCUUGGAAACUUGUCUUCUAGAACUUGAAGUUUCACCCGUAAAAAUGCUUUUUCAGAAAAAGUAUAAUUUGAAUGAACUUUGUACCUGGUUUAUGCAAACAACAGAAACACAGUCCCUUUCACUAGUUAGAAAAGCAAAUGCUCGAAACCCUUUGGAAGUGAUAAGCACCAAGGGCAUUAAGUUAGGGGUGAAAUGCUGUGGAUUUAAUACCAGCCCCUUCAGGAAGCACUUUAAAAAAUUUGCAGUCUCUUCUCCUUCAAAACCAGCCGGGAAAUUUCAUAUACUACAUAAAAUGGUUGGCUCACCACACUUAAAUGUGAAAAGUAAUUUAACAUUAGCGAGGUUGAAAAGGACAGAGUUUAAGAGUUUGCACUGUGAAAGGUGGAGAAGAGAGGAAAGGCCAUAUAGCCACAGAACAGUUGAUUGGAGCUCAAAAAGAAGGAACUUAAGAUUGUUCUGCCAGAAUCAAUCUUGGACUAACACAGAGGGGCAGACAAAUGCAGAGACAUCACUCAGUGAGAAAAGCACAGUUGGUAACCAGUGGGCCUCGUCCCCGGAACCCAGAGUCACCUUUGCUAAAAAGAGGGUAGCAGUAGGUGACUUCAGAACACAUGCUAGUUUAGAGAGUAAAUUUAAGUCAGAAGCAAAGGAGAAUGGAACAGGGUGUGGACAGGUUGAUGCUGAAAAGGAACAGACAAUAGAAAGUGUAUCUUCCCAUAAUUGGAGGUCAAAAACUUUAAAAGACUGUAGAAUAUUUUUGAGGAAAAUCAACUGUCUUGAACACAGAAAUACUUUUAAACUAAAUACAAUAAUUUAUUCUCCUGAAUCUGUUGACAGUGGAGGUAAUCAGGCACAACCAGAAGAAUCAAAGCGUUUUAGUUUAAGAUCCCAUUCCGCAAGGCAAAGUUCCUUAAAAAAGCAAAAUGAAGAAAGAGAAAAUCCCAAAGCAAAUAGUCCUGCAAGUGGUAGGUUGACUGAUGAACUCAACAGUAGUCAGUUAAGUAAGCAUGUUAACUUUGACAAGAAUCCUGAUAAUUCUGAGGCUCUUAGCAAAUUAAACAAAAGAAAAAGACCACCAUGGAAGACCACAGAAAUGUCAGCAAAAAGACAUAAACGGCAGUCUUGCAACAGUGGACAAAUGGCAAACUAUUGUACAAAAUCCCAAGUGGGUAAGUUUUUCUCUCCUUAAUUUUAAAGUUUCAUUGUAGGUGCCUUGAGCAAAACGUAAGCUAGUAGGUAGAAAAGGAACAGCUAAUUUGGUUCUAAUUUAUCUAAAAUAUUUGAGCAACUUCAUUUCUUGGCACCUAGUAUGAAACUCAUGAAAUUAGGUGCUGCUAGAUGUAGUGAGUGCACUUAACUGCUAAGUUUCUGACAUUCAAACACAAGCAAAUACAUUUAGAAGAGACAUGAAGAGCAUCGUGAAAAUAGGCCAUGAGUGUAUUUGGUAGGUGACUGAACAGCUAACUAAAAAUUCACUACUGCAGGCUAAUACUUGCUUAUUCUCUUCCAAAAUCCAAACUAUGACAAUAUACAGAAAACAGCUGUGGCUGUCUCAUUUAGAGACUGUAACAUUGUAAUCCUAAGGUGUAAAUCCUCACUAAACUGUUACUCUGUUUGAUACUGUUUUGAAAACAUACUGCAAGACUGCUUAUUUAGAAGGUGGUAUACUAAUUUUUUUUCAAUGAUCAGCAAUUAUAUUAAGUGGGCUUCUAUGAAUAGAGCCCACUUGUGCAGAUAGAGAAUUCCUUUAUGUAGAUGAACAAGUCACUGUUAGGGUCAUUUCAAAUUGAGAAUGCAAUCAGGAAUGAAGUGGUAGUGCUGUACCUUACUAAGUUACACUGACAGAACGUCGGUACCCCAGCGAGAUUAUUGACCUUUGAACAUAGUGGUAAUAUGAGCAUGGUGCUUGCCUGGAUAGCCAUUUUCCAUCUGCUUAUUUGGUAGGUACUGAACAAUAUGGGAUAUUAGAUAGGAAACUUGACAGAUUCUGUCUUCACCAUGAAAGAAUACCAAGUUAUAUAUUUACAGAGAAGAAUAUUUUAUGGCUUAUGUUCAUUUUCACAAGUAUUAGUGUCUUACUAGAGUCAAUAACAUCAUGUCUCAUUAAAAUAUUAAACACAGCAAUUAGGUUGAAAAGUUUUAUAUAGGCUUUAUGUGUAUCCCCACCCCCAGUUCAAUUAAAUGAGUAAUUUUAAUAUAUAUAUAUAUAUAUAUAUAUAUAUAUAUAUAUAUAUAUAUAUAUAACCCAGUACUGUGUAACAUAUAAUGAUUAAAAUUUCAAAUAUCUGUCAUGAAAUGACUAAAUGAGGUCAGAGAAUAAUCUCUAUUACAAAAGGUAAAUGGAAACUAUGAAGAAUAACUUAUUUGUGACCCUGAAGAAGGCUAAAAAUAAUAAUGUAAUAUGCUUUGUCAGGAAAAUACCUAAUAGCAAAUUUUUAAGCUUAUAAUUCACCUAAAAUAUGUAUACAAGUUUCACGAAGAAUAAAAUAUAGUUUCAUUUUAUUUCUGUUUCAUUUUCAUCUCAUGCUGUUACAGAUUUUUCAAAAGUAAUUUGCAUUAAUUCAUUUACAACAGAACUGUAUUUUAUCCUUGAAGCUUCUUACCCAUUGUAUUUUCCUAACAAUCAAACACAAUCUUUCUUUAAUAUUAUUCUUUACCCUGUCAAAUGUAAGAUUCCUAAAAUAGGAAGAUGAAAUAUAUUUUAAUAUUACUUUUGCAAAUUAAUUUAAAAAUCCUUUGUGGCUAUUUUUAAAAAUUAGUGACAUAUAAAGAAUUGUUUUUCACCUUUUCCAUUUUAAAAUUUGCUACUGCUGUUUGCUGUUCUGCUUGAAGUUUAUUCAUCUUUACUGAUAACUUUCCUUCUUUAUUUUUAACAUUUUUAAGUCAACGAGAUUAUUAUUUUUACAGUUAUAUUUAUAACAAUAUUUGUUAUGUUUAUGUGAUUUUUAAAUGUUUCUUACAGUGUUGUUGUGUUUUUUUUUUCUCUCAUUAUUUUUUGGUAGUCCAUGCUUCUUUUUGCCUUUUUGGAAGUAACACUAAAAUUCAUCAUUAGUUUUAUAUGUGUUUUGUUUUUCAUAAAUAAUUAUUGACUGAAAACAUAAGACUGGUAACUACAGGACUUUUCUAGGCAAAUUCUGAGGACAGUGUAUAUUAUAAAUUUUAGAAUAUUUCUAUUGGUGGAAAAUAAUUGUUUCUAUCAUGAAUGUCUUGCCUUUGUACAUAUUAACUGUCCAAAUGUGAUUUAAUACAUAAGAUUUCACUGCAUUUGCUGUACUCUGUGUUAAAUGUAGAAGUGGGAAGAAAGGCAAGUGUAUUUCUCCUUUUGAAGGAAUGACUACAGUAUCUUCUUAGUGUGGAAGAUCUAAUGUACACAUUAAUAUACAGUUAUUAUAUAUUGUAAGCAGGAUUCUUCAUGUUCAAAGGAAACAGUGAUUAAUGUCACAGAUUUUGCUAUUAGGAAGCAUAGAGAAGUAAAUACUUACUGAAGGCUGAGUAAUGUGACCAGGAAGAAGUUACCUGAAGGAACAUGAAGGAGGGACAUGGGAUUGCAGAUUUAUCCAGGAUUCUUGCUUAUAUAGUGACAAUUGUAAGAAUCUCAAAUACUAGAAGCUAACAAGUGGUGGGAGGGGUUCAAGCAGAACAAAUUCCGUGCAGAAAAUGUAGACAAUAAAGCUGGCUCAUUUGGAACAGUGAGUAAUUUGUCAGGGCUAAGGUACAAAAUAGAGACUCUGCAGUGGUCAGUCGGAGGUAUAUAAUCUCAGAAGACAGAAUCACUGGGGAGGCAUUGUUCAAAUGCUGAAGCAACAUCAAGUAAUGGAGGGGGGAGUUUAAGCCCUAACAAGAAAGUAGGAAAGAAAUUUUACAGAAGUCUAUGAAAUAAAAUCACAUCUUUUUUUUCUUCUGAUGUAAUACAUCUCAACUGCAGUUUCCCCUCCCCUGACUCCUCCCAUUCUCCUCCCACCUCCUCUAUUUCAAAGAUCCACUCCUCACUUCCCUUCAAAAAGAAAAAAAACAAGUGCAGGCCUCCCAGAGACAUCAGCCAAACAUGGCAUAACAAGUUACAAUGUAAAGACUAGGCACAAACCCUCAUCUCAAGGCUGGAUGGACAAGGGAACCCAGUAGGAGGAAAAAGGUCCCAAGCUCAGGCAAGAGUCAAAGACAGCCCCCACUCCUAUCCCACGGGAACAGGAAGCUAUAGAACCAUAACAUGUACAGAGGAUCUAGCUCAGACCCAUACAAGGUCCAUGGUUGUCACUUCAGUCUCUGUGAAAGUCAGUGUCAGAAUAGAGGAAUGAAGGGAAACAGCCAGAACUUUGCCUUGAGCAUCAAGAACAUUUCAAGGGAUUUGGUUUUUAGCUUUAAGGGUUUAGAUGAAGUUAGUGGGAUAUCUAAAAAAGAUGUUAAAGAAGCAGGUAGGUAAUGCGAAUCCUGUACAGAGAUGAGGCUUGAACUAAGACAGAUUUGGCAAGUGAGAAAAGUCACUGGAGUAGGAGAGAUUCCUCAAUGUAAGAUUGCAGGAUCCUAGACUCCCAGAGUCACUCCAGGCUGUAAAAAAAAAUAGGUAUGCACAAAACGAGACUGAUGAAAGUAGUCAAAGGAUGAGAAGCAGGCAGAUUGGAGGAAAAUGUCUUAAGCAAGCAGUGUACUUAAGUCAGUCAUGAUGAGCAUUGAGGUAGUUCUGUUAAAUGCAGCAAGAGGUCAUCAUCAUGGUGAAGGAGGAAACACCUGUGUGGAGGAGUAGUGGUAAAAGCCAACUUCAAUGCCAGAUGCUAAGUGGUCAAAGAGGAAGUGAUAAAAAAGUGCCGAGAGAGAGAGAGAGAGAGAGAGAGAGAGAGAGAGAGAGAGAGAGAGAGAGAGAGAGGGGGAGGGAGGGAGGGAGGGGGGGAGGGAGGGAGGAAGAGAGAGGAAGAAAAACAGAAGCUGCUGUGAGUGGUCAGGAUGUAGGAAGGCAGGUGCCAUCUACUAAAAGUGAGCUAUAAAAAUGUCUCAAUGUCAAAGCUAGUGAGUAGUAAGAAGACUGAAGGUAUGGAAUGAGAGGGAAGCCCUGGGACUGGCUAUUGAGUAUGGAUCUGGGCAGCUUAGAAUGGAGUGGUUAGAACUUGUUCUGGACCAGAAGUUCCUAUUUCUCUUAAAGUGGGGAAAUAAUAUGUUGGAAUACAAGUCAGUAGUCCAUGGGGUUAUCUUGAAAUAUUCAAGUUCAUGUUUUAUGAAUCAAGAGGUAAUCUGGGUCUAGGGAAUGCUUAAUCAGAAAAGCAUCUGUUAUGGAAGCAUGAAGACAUGGAUGUAGAUCCCCAGACUCCAUGUUAGAUCUGGCCACAGAUGCACACAUCUAUACGUACAGCAUUAAGAAGGCAGAGAAGGGUGAAUGCCUGGAGCUCAUUGAACUCCUGGACUAGUCAGACUGUGAGUUCCAGUUUCAGUGAGAGACAGCGUCUCAGAAAAUAAGGUGGGAAACUGUUAGAGAAAGGUGCCCAGUGUUGAUCUCUACUGGCACAUGCAUGUGCACAAGCAUAUGCACUCACCCAAAUCCACAUGCACUACUACACAACAUAUACAUAGCACAUACCUAUUCACAGAUGAUGGACUCUAAAAGUGUAGUAGGAUUAGGAAGCAGAGGGUUUGAAUAGCUGUCUCGGGAUAUAUAGAACUGAAUAGUUGUGUGUUUUAUCUCAGCUGCCAGAGUUUACGUGGGUUCAUCGUGUGUGUAAAUGAGAAGGCAGAAGGGAUCAGUCCAGUGUGAACAACAUUCUGUGGGCUGUAAGGAACCAUAUGAUCAAACUGAAUUGCUGCUACUCACUUCUAAAAGUAUAAAGUAGACGUGAGGGUUCGAUAAGGAAAUGAGCAUUUGAUUAGAUGUAAUUUACAUGUGCAUAUGCUGCUAUGUGCUCUAGCAUAUAGUACUUUAGAGCUUGAACACUGAGCCAAGCACAUGAUAGGCACACUACCACUGAGAUACAGCCCAGCUUUAAAAUGGUGUGUGUGAAGGGCCAGGUGCUGAGGAUUUUUAGGUGAUAUUGGCCCAAAUAGUCUGUAAUUACCAAAAAAUACUAAUACAGACAUUUGUUAAUGUCCGUGUUUCUCAAGUCCAGAGCAAGUACACCUCUUCCUAACUGGUAAAUAUCUGGGUGUAUAUACACUAACUUUGGAUAUAUGUGAGGAACUUGGUAAGACUACCUCCUAUGGACUUGAAAAUACUGUAGACUCAUUUAACUCAUCCUAAAAUGUUAAUUUUCUUAUAUAAAUAUUGAAGCAUUUGGAUUGUCACAUAACUUUUAAAGUAAUCAAUUUGUCAGUUUCUAUUUUGUCUUCUGUCCUGAAAAAGCGACUUAAAUUUUUCAUGCAUCCUGUGUUCUAAAUGCUGCUCUUUACAAAAAUGUAUCACUUCUGUGUGAUUUUUAAAUGAUAUAAACCCCUUGAGCUACCUAAGACCAGGAUUGCAACUGUAACCCAUCCUUUCUCAUCCCUUUAGAACAUUCAUUCACAUUGAUGAUUGAACACAAGAGGUUCUAUCAGAUUUGUGGGGCUGAGGUACCUCAUUACAGGGUAAUAUUAGACAUUAUUAUAGUUUAUAUUAUUCUCCAUCAUAAUUGUCACUUAUGGAAAAACUCAGGUUUAGAGUGGAUUAUCCUAGCUUUAAUUUUGGUGGAGAAGUGUUCCUAUGUGGCUCAGUCUUUUUUCCCAAGCUUCCAAAGGUGGAUUCCAAGGUGCAUCAGCUGCGAUGACACUCUUAUGUGCAAGGUACUACACUAAUAUGACUGCAGUGGAUCGUUUCCCUUUGUCCCCCGGCACAGUCCUUCUCAGCAUGUUAGAGUGCAUCUCCUAAACUUUUUCUGGCAUUUUUUCUAUCCAUGCUUGAAAGCACUCCUUUACAGAGUUUUGUGAAAAGAAUGUGGCUGUAAAGAUAAGUUAUGUGCUGUAUUUAACCCUGUUCUGCAUAAAAUAAAAAAAGUCCAAAUGACAAGGGCUUUGUAACAUGCCACAGUAGAGGAAUACUGUGAUAAAAACCAUUAAGAGCUAGAUAAUCACAUUCUGGUACCUGUUUUUGCUGUUUAGAUAUUAGCUCAGGUGACUUUACUAUUGCAUUUUUGAUAGGUUGUAGCUAGAUCAAAAUGAUUUUUGUUCAUUCCCAAUUCUGCAGCAACAUCUCCCAACAGUUGCUUUAGCUCUGUGGUUGUGUCACAGGAGCAGUGUCCUCAUCCAGCUGCAUGGUGCUGGGGUGCCACGGACACCAGGUUUUCCAUUCUAUGCAUCUGUAUUCUCUCCUUCAGAUUGUUAGUGCUGUUUCUCUAGCUGAGGUAAGUCAAAGGUCGUCCUCCUCUUUGAUGGCCAGUUGCUGACAUUUGUUCAAAGCCAAUUUCAUUGCUCACAUCUGCCCCAUAUGAUCUUGUUGCUUCACUCAUGCAUUAAGUAAUCUCUGCCUUUGUGUGUGUGUGUGUGUGUGUGUGUGUGUGUGUGUGUGUGUGUGUGUUUCUUUGUUUUAACUUAACUUUCUUGAGACAGAGAUGCUGUAUUACACAGACUAAGUUGAAAUCCUGCCCAUGGAGUGACUGUCAUCCAAAACAUGGCCAUCGAACCCACUCCAUAUUUGUUUCUUCACUUGAGAAUUCAGUACUUGGACUGUAGACAUGACUCCACAGUAAAAUGCUUUGGCUGCUCUUCCAUAGCAUCCGCAGUUCCCAGCACACACAUGAAAGCUCACAGCCAGCUCUAACUCAUUCCCAGGAGAUCUGAUAGGCUCUUCUGCCCUCUGCUGGCACUGCAUUCAUGUGGUACACAGACAUACAUUCAGGCAAACACCCAUACCAAAUAAAAUAAAUAAACAAACACACACACACACACACACACACACACACACACACACACCUUUCAAAGAGAGGAAAGAGGGGAGUGGGGUGAGGAAGAAAGGAAGCAAGGAAACCGAAAUUCAAGGGGGAGUGUGUGGGGGCUGGGUUCUGGAGCUCCCUUGCAGUGUGCUCAGUAGCUCGUCUUUCUACUCUGAUCUAAGAGUAAUAAGAGUAAAGACAAAGAACUCAGAACUCUUUGUCCAGCUCUCCUACUUUCUGGUUCUUUCCCUUAAAUUUUCUGAGCAUCCUGGAAUCACAACACUAAACCUGAUGCAGUUGCCUAUCGAUGCUUUACACACACGCACACACGCACACAUACACACACCAAAAAAACCCAAAACAUGAUAGGUGUCCAAAUGAUUAUUUUGCCCCCUCCAUUUUUUUGUUUAUAUUAGUUUAAUUUUCUGCCAAACAUUGGCUUCUUCCUCUUCCUAGUUCUGGGCAACACUGGGAAGUUGAUUGUUUAUGUUGUUUCUUGGCUAUAAGAAUGUAGAACAUAUUGGACCUUGGAAAACUGAGGAUGAGCCCAAGUUUCAGACCAGGCUGGGCUGCAUAGUAAACUCAAGACCCAGUCUCAAGAACAAGUUUGUCUUCUGUAUGUUAGCCAGUGUAACAAGUGCAUGGGAAACAACAGGCGGUGAAACCAAAUCCAGUUUCUACUUUUGUUUUUACAUUCACUAAAUGAAGCAGACAUCAAGCAGGUAUUUAGAACUCAUAAGGUCUCAAUUAUUGUGUGGUGCUAUGAGAAGUUAUUAUACAAAGAAUCUAUGUCUGAUCCAGAAAAUGUCCAUUACUUAACUUCAAGGAUAAAUAGGUACUAAUUAGACCAAGCAACAGGUAACUAGUGGGAGUGGAAUGAUUUUCCAAGAAGUGGAUGGGGGAAAUAGAUCUUCUAGGUUACAAAGGCCAGUGUGUUUCGAGUCAAGAGAAAGAGGAAAAAAACAUGAUAUUGGAUAUGGUUAGAUCUGAAGAAUAGAAAAAGGGUCCUCGAUGAGCCAUGAAUGGCGAGUAGGUGACUUGCCAUUGUACACAGAUUUAGAUUGCGUAUGACUAGGAUAACUAAAUGAUAUCCUAAAAAGAUCUCUGAUUACAUUGUGAGAACAGGUCAUAUAGGACAAGAGUGGAAGCAUAGAGCCUUAUGAUAGCCCAGCAGAAAUGUUUUUACCAUAGAUGAGUGGGUCACAGUCUUUAGUAUGCAUUACAGUCAACAGAAGUGCUUAUCUAGAGAUCAUUGGCUAUCUUCCACAAAGUUGGAUUCAGAAUGUAUGGAGUGCAGCAAGUGUUGCUUAUGCCAUUGAUCUGAGGACCUCACUUUGAAAACCAUCGACCUAGAGGGUAGUAUUAAAGAGGUGGAAAGAUUAAUUCUUUACUCAUGUUAGCAUAGAAACAUGCUCUCCUCUAAGUACUUGAAGUAUAUUCAAAUUUUGCUGGUAUAUUUUUGUUUUCAUUAAUUCAAACUAAUUUGUAAUUUUAUAAAAAUUAUUUUAUUGCACUGAAUUCACAAGUAGAAAGAUCAGACAACUAGAUCAGAGUGCCACACAAGCACCUUCCAUACCCAGAUUCAACAUUUCAAUGAACUUCACAGUCAAGAGGAGCCAUUCGGAAUCCAUGAAGCUUGCCUUACUUGGGGCUGUUACACUUUCACUGCCAAUUACAUUUCUUUUUGCAAUUAUCUACCACAAUACAUGAAGAAAAAAUACAUUACAGAGUUGAAACCAGAAAAACAAUUAGCUUUAUAUAUCCUCUUCGCAACUCAUGUGUCCUUUUGCCUGUAUCCUAUCCUAUCCUUCUUGUGAUAUUAUCCUCCUUUCAAUUUUUUAAUCUACCCUAUGGAUUAUUUCAAAUUUUGUUGUUGUUUACAAAUAAUUGAGACCUUUAUUGAAACCUUAGUGAUUUCUGAUUUGUUUGUAGCUUUUAAGAGAAUAAUCUACAUAGAUCCAGUCUUUCUUUUUUUUUUUUUUUUUUUCCUUUGGAGCUGGGGACCGAACCCAGGGCCUUGUGCUUGCUAGGCAAGCACUCUACCACUGAGCUAAAUCCCCAACCCAGAUCCAGUCUUUCUUAAUUAACAGGUUUAGUUUAUACUCCAGAAUCUUUAUUUAUUAAAUUUUUUUGGUUUACUUACUCAUGUGUGUAGAUUGGUGGUCAUGUGUACAUAUUGUACAUAUGAAGAUCAGAAGAGAACUUGUGAAAGUCAGUUCUCUCCUUCCAACAUGGAAUCAUACUCAGGUCAUCAACUACCCAUGGGGCCAUCUCCUGGACCUCCAGUGUGGAGGCUGCAUCUGUUGAGGGCCCUGUCAAUGCCAGUGAUCCAAGUUGGUAAAUGACCCUGCUGUUUCAAUUUUCUCUCACUGAAUUUCAGUCCUGUCUGUUCCCAAGAGGUGUCAGUCUGCAACACAGAUUGUUGGUCUUUCUGUAUAUUCUUUCAAGUUUCACGUCAUGUAUUAUAUAGCACUAUAUUGGGUGCAUACAUAAUUAGAAUCUAACUGCUUUGUUAAAUUGGUUUUUUAAAAAUUGUGGAAUGAACAUGAUCCCUAAAAACCCUGUACUGUAGACUCUAUUUUAUUUUGUAAUGAUCAUUCUGGCUCACUUUUCACUAUUUGUAUGGUAUAUCUUUUCUGUAAUUUUAUUUUUUACAAUCAUGACUUUAUAUUUACAUGGGUUUCUCUUAAACAGCAUAUGGUUGAAGCUUAGUCUUUUCCUCCCAAUUUGAUUAUAUCUGCCUUUUAUUAAUCCACUUAUAUUUCAUGUUAUUAAUAUGAUUCAAUUUAAAUCAGCUGACACAUUUACUUCCUUUUUAGCCUAAUAUUUUUCUCUUAGAGUCCAUAUAUUUUAAUAGUCUGUUUAGUCUCUUAAUUCACUCUUUUUAAAAGAGUGGGCCUGUUAACACAAGCUGGUAAGACCAAAUAUUUGGGAGGCAGAGGCAAAAGGAUCCCAAAUUUGAGGCCCUCCUGGAUAAACCAGUGAUGAUCUUUCUUGAAAAGUUUAAAAGAGGGCUGGGGAUAUAUCAUAGAGUACAUGGGUAACACCCUAGAUUGCAUCACCAGGGCCACAAAUAAAACUUAAAAUGGACCUAUUAGAUUUAUAGUUUAUAUCUAUCAUUCAAAUAUUAUACCAUUUCAUAAAUAAUAAAUUUUAUUAUGUUUCUACUUCCUUCCCCAAAUCUUUGUGCUGUUGCUGUCAUAUAUUUUACAUCUAUCAAAAUAUAAAUUAUACAAAUACUAUUUCUAGAAUACUAAUUCCACUAUUCCUAAUCUUUUUCUUUAAACAAUAUAAUGUUGCAUUUUCUGUUGCUAUAACAAAAUACCUGAGGCAGACACUUUAUAAAGAACAGAAGUUUAUCUAUCUAGUCUUGACUGAAAACUGUCAAGCCCCAACUGUUCGUUAAGUUCGUCAACUUCGUUAAGGCAAGGGCCCCAAAAUCAGAGGCAGAAAGUGAAAUUAUUACCUAUGACAGGGACAGGCGGGCCUUGUGAAAACUACAUGAAUCCCUUCUGAGGAUAGGGUUCUCCCACUGGGAAACACAAUGGGAAUUCUACCACCUCAGUACCAUGGCACUUCUAAAGACUUGAACCCUGGGGGGGACAAACAAGCCACAUCCAGUCUGAAAUGCAUAGUCAUCUUCCAAGCACAUUUAAAAGAAAAUUUUUCUUAUGAAUUUUUGUUUUUGUGCUUUUUUUCCUUUUUUUUUUUCUUUUAACCAAGAUUGCCAUCUAAUAUCAUUCUUCUUGAAUCUUUUUCUUGAGUCUUCAGUAGUGCAGUUCUGCUGUGGGUUAUUUUCUCUCACCUUUUUCUUUUUAUGAGACAUUCCUUUUCAGAGAGUAGCUUGUGAGCUGGGCAGGGAGAUAGCAUUCCAACAUACAUGGGAGGCAGAAGGAUCGUGGAUUUGAAGGCAUCCUGGGCUGUAUAAGGACUUGUUCAAGGCCAUCCUGAGCUACUUGGACCUUUAAUAAAACAAGCGCUGGGGAUAUUGCUCAGUAGUGGAGCACUUGCUGAGCAUGUAUAAGGCCCAGGGUUUGAACCCGAACACUUCAAAUUACUUUUUCUCAUUAACAUAGAUUUCAAAUUUGGUUGAUUUUAGUCUUUUACCUUGCUGCUCCUGAAGUUACAUCUCUUGCUCUGGUUAAUUUUAUCUCCUACAUGUUAAUUUUCCCCUAUAUUAGCAGUUUAAUCAGGAAUAUUCUUAGCAUUAUGCCCUAAUUCCUCUUAGUAUUUGUGAAGAACCUUGAAUGUGUGAGUUUAGUCAUAACUAUUGUUUCUUCAAUAAGUAUCUGUCUUUACUUCUGUGAUGUGUGUCAUAUGUAUUCUGCCCAUGUCAGAUACUAAUCUCAAUAGUUGCCUCUCUAUUUUCUCUCUUCCACUGUGGAUAGUAUUAUUCAUGUAUUUUUCUCUGUCAUGGACAGUUCUUAGUUGUCAAUAACCACCCAGAAUGUUUCACACUUCAUUGACUAUGUGUUGCAUGUAGUUCUAAUACCCUGCUUUAAACUUCAAGCAGACCACACUACCAGCUGAGAGAAUUUUGGGUCUGCAGAUGGGAAACACACACACACACACACACACACACACACACACACACACACACACACUUACUUUCAACCUGCCUUAUUGGCCCAAUUGCUGGACGCUUCUACUCUCCCGUGGCUAACACACCCUUCCCAAUACUCUUAGCACCUCUUAAUCUUCCCUUAGCUUAGUAUUCUGGUUACCUUCUUGUUCAGCAACCCAAAACUGCCCUCAACUUAGUUGCAUUUCUAAUCUCCCGCCUGGGGAAGCAGGCUAUGUCUGCUCCGCCUGAGAGCUCACAUGUCUGGUCACCUUUUCUCCCUCCAAAGCAUGGUCAAAUCCUCCAUCCUCUUCCUGCUUCUCAGCCUGCCUGUGGGGAACGUGGAAGUCCCACCUCUUUCCUUCCUCCCUGCAGUUGGCCCCUGGCAUCUUUAUUGUUCAAUCAAGAGCCAAUAGGAAUAGGACCUUAGUAUCAGAACCACCCCCUAUCACUUCCAGUUCAGACUUGCUAUUUGUGUUCAGCAUUUCCUGCUGUUUUCUCCACUUGAACUUACAGAACUUAUACUUUCAAUAUCUGUAUUAUCAUCCUUUUGUGCUAAUUUUGUAAUUUGUAUUAUCUGUUCCUGUAGUGUGAAUCUGUGUUGUUAGGAAUCAUUUUCCUGUUUUUAUGACUAGUAACUUGUAUGAAAUGUGAGGCAUUGUGAGUUUUAGGUUUUGUACUGGGCUUUUCAUGGUACUAUAUGUGUUUUGUAUUCUUACUGAGAAAUGCUUUGAUCCUUUCAAGUUAUCUGUAAGCAUUACUCAGAAAAACCAGAGUAACCAUUAGUCUAAAACAGUGGUACUCAAUAAGGGAUGAUUUUGCUCCACAAAUGACAAUUUUUGUCCCAUUUAGAGGGUGCUAUGGGCAUCAGGCAGGUGGAGACCAGAGGUGUUUCUAAACAUCUUAGAGUGGAUAGACUGACCCUUCACAAUAAAGAAUUAUGUGGCUCCCAAAUGCUAUGAUAGAAAGUUUUCUAUCUUAACACUCAUGUGAAGACUCUUAAUAUCCAGUCAUGAAUGGCUUUACAAUUGUCACAGCCUUGGGAAAGAUUCGUGCCCUGCUCUCCACAUCACCAUGUGUCUAAACCCUGUUGUAGUUCUGGGGUAUACACUAGUAAAUAUUCCUGUUCCCCAAAAAUUUCUAUCAGCAGCUCUCAACUGUGUCCUGUAUUCUCAACUAUAUCUAGUGCUUCCUGGGUUCCUCUCCUAAUCGUGCGGCCUGGAAAUCUGCCAGGUGUCAAGCCAGUUGUAGAGCUUUGUCUUCAUUCAGGAACCAGUUAUCCUGCCCUGCCCUGUAUAUUUUAACUUUUGGUUUAAACUGUUUCAAAGCAAGAAGGCAAAUCUGGUUCUUGUUACUUUAUUUUGGCCAAAGCAGAUAUACCAGAUUUAUUCUUUCAGCAAACAUUUGUCCAGUUUUUAAUGUGCUGGCUGCUGGAAAGAAAUGGUGAACAAAGCAGCAAGAAUCUCUACUCUCAUACUUGUAUUCAAUGGAAGAGUAAAAAUAGAGCCGUUACGCAGGGAUAAGCUGUGUUGAAGAUGCUGAACUCUAGAAUGAAUUUCUUAGGGGACAACUUUGGGUUAAGAGAGAGGAAAAUCUUUUGGGACACUGGGGUUGAGAUAGCACUUAUGAACACAUCAGAAUGGGUAAGAAUCUUGAAGAACUUGCAUAGUGAGAAGCAAACAAAGAACUCCCCUUUGAGGAUCCCACCCUUUAUUUUCCAAAUAAAGUGGCUUGCAGUGGGAAAGGCAACAAAAUGUGUCUGCUCUUAAAGGCCUGUUUGAGGAAAGAAGUUAGGUUAGCUUAGUCUGCUCGGAUUGACACAAAUACUACAACUUACUGCCUUAGUCAUUUGAUUUCUGCUGGGAACCACAAGUACCAGCAGGAUUUGAUUUCUAGUGACUAUGUCCUGGAUUACAGAAUAGCAGCCUUCUUACUGUGUUCUUACAUUGCAAAGACUGGUAUUUCUUCCUCAGAGGAUAAUAAUCUACUCUGUACAACUCUGAUUUAUCUUAAUUACUUUCCAAAGGCUGAAGUGGAGACAUAGCAGGGACCAACAGUAUUGAAUGGUGGAAAAAAAGAUGAGACUGAAAGACGGGACUCAUCAGUGUGAUUAUCAGGAGUGGCUUGAGUAAGAAGUACUAUUUUCAUGGAAUAGUGGAAGCCAGACAGGUUUAUUUACUGAACACAUGAGAUUGUAAUAAAAGGAUUUUUCAUUUAUGGCACCUAGGUCUAAAGGAUUAAGGAGGAACUUUAGUUACGGUAAUUCUUGUUCAAGGUUAAAACUGUACUGACUCAAACCAUUAUGAUGAGGAUCAGAUUAGCAAAUUAUCUUAUGAAAUACUCAAGAGCACUGACACCCCUCCCCCCCUUACUAACACUCAACCCCAAGCAACUCUACUCAUGAGUCUGGUUGGAUAGAGCCAAUGUUUUGAUGUUGGUUUUGCUACCCUCACUACCUCACUUAGCUGGCUUAUCUCUCUGGUCCAUGAGACUUUCACCCCCUCUCAGUAGGUGGGUAUAUAUCAGUUGUUAUCACCACUGCCAACAAACCACUUGACAGCAGUCAUACUGGUGAUUUGGUUAUAGGGAGGACAAAAGGGUGAAUUUAGGUACAGAUAAAGAAAUUUAGCUAUGAGUCCAUUCAGUUUGCCUUAAGAGAAACAAUAUUAGGAUUACUAUUAAGUCCCAAGAAAGCAGAUGGGAACAUUUUAAGUCAUGCAGAACCUCAAGCUAGUAUUAUUUUAAACCCACAAAUUUUGUGUUUCUAGAGCCUCUUUAACAAACCAAGUCCAUGGGUUUGGGGACAUCUACUGGAAAGCACAGUUCAUCUAUCAGGAGCUACACCUCUUAAACUUCCCUCAGAAGCCAUCAACUGUCCAUACAUCCUCAGUUAUGUGAAGGGAUUGAUGAUUUUAUUUUUGUUUUUUAUAUCCAGUCAUACCCAGUUUCCUAGGUUUUGCCAGAGAUCCCUAGACUGUGGGUGGAAACAGUGUCCCAUCAGCGGGAUCAAAUGGGGAUUUUAACCUCAGAACCAACAUCUGUGUAUCAAAAAUUCACCCAAAACAAAGUCUUUUGUUUUGGAGGGGACUAACUAGCAUGGUUUCAACUCAGCCAGAGGGUCCUGGACCCAGAUAGGCAGUAGCUGUAGUUGGUACUCAUGGAGUCCAGAAGAAAUGUUUCUAGCAGAGGACAGGGGGAGAGAAGCAGUUCCCAUGUGGCCAGAAAAGACCUGGGCCACCACCUGGGGACUCAACUUGUGUGUUCAGCACUAUACGAUAGUUAUUUCUCUGCCAGUGAAAUGAGCCAAUUCAAGUCAGAUUAGAUUAUAUUAAAUGAAGGUUUAUUGGGAAGCUGCUCUUGGGUGAUGUCUUAGGGUUUCUAUUCCUGCACAAACAUCAUGACCAAAAAGCAAGAUGGGGAGGAAAAAAUUUAUUCAGCUUACACAUUCACAUUGCUGUUCAUCACCAAGUCAGUACUAGAACUCAAACUGGGCAGGAAGCAGGAGCUGAUGCAGAGGCCAUGGAGAGAUGUUACUGGCUUGGUCAGCUUGCUUUCUUCCAGAACCCAAGACUACCAGUCCAGGGAUGGCGCCACUCACAAUGGGCUAGCCCCCCACCCACCUUGAUCACUAAUUGAGAAAAUACCUUACAGCUGGAUCUCAUAAAGGCAUUUCCUCAAGGGAGGCUCCUCUAUAACUCCAGCUUGUGUCAAGUUGAUAAACAAAACUAGCCAGUACAGGUGAGUUCACUGGCCCCAGGGAAGGACAGAGAAGUCACCAUGGGAAGAGAGAGAAUGGAGAGGGAAACAGGAAGAGUAUGCACAUAGAAAGCAAACACAGACGGAUAUCAAUUGUCGGAUUAUACAGAGAAGAGACUGAGGGAAAGGUAGCCCAAACCCCUGGGCUGAAAACAGGGCUAGGGGCAAGGUAUGCCAGGUAGGAACUGAGGAAUGCUGGGAGAAGCCAAGUCUGUUUUGGUAAGAUAUCCACCUCAGUCCCUUGUCCCAGGAUCUGAAACCAAACAUGAACCACUUCCCCUCCAUGCUACCAUGUUGACAGGCUUGAUCUUAUGUGGAAAAAGUUGAGUACUGCAGUCUUGUCAUGUCUAGAAGAUGCUAUUUGACUCUGACCCUCCGUGACCUCUGGCUUAAAAUUCUUCCCCCUCCACUUUCUUGAUGCCUGCUGAACAUUACAGAGGUAAGAGGUGAUACAGAUGUCCCAUUCGUGGCUCAACACUUAACAGACAGCUUUAACUAGGUACAGAUUUCUGUGUUAAUCACUGUCCACAAAUCGACAUCUCUGAUGUGGUCUGAGAGCUGCAAUAAUCAAAGGGUAUAAAGGUAAAAAUUUAGAAAGCAGUUUUAUAUUAUAUCCAUUUACCAGAACAAGAGUAGGUUUACCCAUAGGUCCCAUGAGCUAGCUACCCAACCAUGGGUUCUUGACCCAAUUUAUAGAAACAGACAUGUUUCCUCCUACAGAGUAAACCUUAAAUCCAAUCAUCAAAUCCAUAAUAUAUGUGCCAUUAUUGUAUCCAUGUGCAUAUCCUGCCACACCAGUCAUUGCAUUUCACAAGGUUCACAGUUGGGUAAAACUGUUGAUAAGUACCCAUCACUGUCAACCACCACCCAGUGCCUUAAAUAGCACAUUCCUGAAAGAGCAAGCCAGCAAAGAGGAAGCUUCAUGGUCAGUACCAAGUUGAUUCUCCAUGUCCUGUGGCCAAUGUGUGGUCUUCAGCAAUGUUUAUGGUCUUCCUAUCAAGUUCUGGUGGACAACCAACAGCAAUGGCAACAGCUUGAGGAGGGAGCAUCCCACACUUGCACUGGACUUUUUAUUUGGCAGCCUAAAAUCGUAUUCCCCAUGUAGGGUAAUGCCAAUUCAAAUUAUAUGAACAUGUGUAUGUGUGCUUAUAAAAUUCUAGGUUUCCAUAAGACUUUUUGAAAGAGCUUUGGCACUGCUUAUCCUCACUACCUCUAACCUACCACCACCUCUAACCUACCCUCCUCCUGCCCCCUUUCCCAUCUUUCUCUGGAUAACACCUGUGUUCUUUUAGGCUCCCGAACCUUUAAGACCCUUCUCCCUGAACCAAUACUCUUUCUAGCUUCUCCAGUCUUACAAAUACUUCAAAUUAAAUACACAAGUCCAAAAAUUUGACAGUAAGAUCCACAUAAGUGUUUGCUUUUCUGAGGCUAUUAAGAAAACAGAAGAGAAGAAAACUAGUACUUUAUUCUAGACUUCUUAUGAAUUUCUUUGCUAUCAGUACUAUGGUUUACUAGUAUAGCAGAAUUUGUGCCAGCUUUAUAUUUGAAAAUUUGAAAGAUAUUUCUAAAACUUGGAAUAAAUCAUAAAUCUAAGAUUCUUUGAUUUUGUGUUUAUGUAACACAAUACUUCAAAAGUGGGUAUUAUACAAAGAAAUGGAGUCUACUUAGCUCAUGGUCCUGAAGAUUUGAGAGCAUGGUCUUCAUGGUCUCAACUAACAUGGACUUCAAAAGGGUGAAGGGAGAGAGGCAAGAGGAUGAAUGCUGAGACCAUGAAGAAGUCAGGCUUGUUCUUCUGAAACAGCUAAUCUUGCUUCUAUAAAGCCUUAUGCAGUACAUAAGAUUAAACAUUAAUCUCUUCAAGAGAGCAGUCACGGCUCAGUCACCUCCCACUAAUCCCUACCUCCUAAAACUCCUGUCAUCUUUUUCUGCUUUAACUAUCUACACUUUCGAAUUCCUCAGUGCCAAUUCAGUGGAAAUUUGUACUUGAAAUUAGGACAUUAAAGAAAAAAUACUAUAAUGUUUUUCAGUAUGCCAACCAAGAAAGCUUACUCAAAUUAGUGUCCAUAGUCACACUGGCAAUUCCAAGUGAAUAGCUUAGAUCUUAGCCUCCUUGUACUCCCUCUCCACUCAAGUUAAGCCUUACCAAAAAACAUAACAGAAACUUCACAUAUGAAAUGACCAUAUUUUACCAUGAGAGAAAACACUUGUACCCUUUGAUUUUAACAGAAGUAACAUUAGCUCACAUUUAUUGAACUAUUCUGAAUAUAGUCAGUGGCCCAGUGAUAAAUACACUUAUUAAUCAUCCCAUUAAGUGGACAGUUGAAUAAAUAUGCACUCAACUAAGCAUGGGAUUAGAAUUGGAGUUUCCUUUGCCUACAUUAAGGGCUUCAUCAUCCAAGACCUAUUUCAAAUGUUUCUUACCUUAUAGCCUUCCCACUCUGCUGGCAGUAGCUUGCUUGCUUCUCUGGUUUUUCUGGUAAUUCAUGAAUAACUUCUCUCCCUGUGUCCUUUCUAAGCUCUGAAGACAGACACCAUAGGUCUUACAUUCCUAAUAUACAAGAUCUUGGUUAAGGUUUUGCAGUCACCAUAUAGACCAACUGGUUGACCAUGUGGUGGCUCCUCAUGGAAUGGAAAAGCUUUGCUUUGUGCUAACUUCCAAAAAUCAUAGUCCAGCACACCAAAACUCCUUCUCUUGAUUAACUGCUUAGUAAAUCAGAAAUGUGGGACUACACAAUUUGACAACUUUAUAUUUGCAUAAAUUCAUGUUGACGUUAAACUAUAGAUUCAAGCUUGGCCAUAUUAAGUAUUUAGAAUAUUUGUAACAUUUUUAGAGCAAAGUCAUUCAAAUUGUCUAGAAUCCAUUUGUCCAGCUCAAAUCUGAUGCUGCCAAGAACACUACAAUCAUUACACAAGCCAAAAAUCCAGCUUUUCUGUGCAUAGUGACUUCUCAAUCCUCUUGAAGAGACAGACGUGGAUCCCAUUUCUGUCUAUGCCCUAACAUUUUUCCCACUUUGCAUACUUGAAGGGUAUGAAUCAAACUUCUUACUUAGCUGAUGCUACAAGGAAGUUUCAUGUAUUCAACAUGGUUUUGCUGCCUAAUGAACAUGUAUAUCAUAAGAAAUGUGAGAAUUAAGUGGUAGCUAUUAAACAUGAGAGAAUCAUGGCAGAAUUAUAACUAAAGUAGUAGAUAACAUUUAGUAUAUGGUGACUGGGAAUGAGAUAACCGAGAAAAGACUUUUCAUACAGAGCUUGCCUGGUCUGUAACAACUGUUCUAUAAAUGAAAUUUUCAGACAUGUAGAUCACAUGAAAAUUUACUAUUCUUUGAAUGUUGUCUAGCUAACAAAAUUUACUGUGAGACGAUGUCACAUAACCAAAAUUGCAAUUUACUGUGACACCACGGUUCUAGCAAUGAAAUUCCAUGACCCUCAAAACACAAUUACAAAUGCACAUACAUACUCUCUAUAAACUGUCUUAGGACCCAAGAGAUUAUGAACACUGAAAUAGUGUGCAUAACCACUUGAGAGUCCUUAUGUCUCAGUCAACCCUCACCUCAUUAGGUUGACUGCUUUGAUAGAAGAAACCUGAUUUAGGAUAAGUAACUCCUCCAGCUUCCUCUUUGACUAGAAUAUUCAGUGCUACACAUUUUAACAGAUAUAGAGCUCCCUAUUUUUUAAAGCAACUUAAAUCGCUCAAGCUUAACUUGACAAGGUGUCAUCUUUUCAUACAAAUAAACACAGACAAGGAUAAUUCUGCUUUUAUAAAGUCAAGGAUUUACAAUUAACAUCUUCAGAACUUCCUAGUAGUUUAUAUGAAUUCAACAUAUUAGUAUGCACAUUAAUAGUCCUAUAGUAAAGCAUUUACUUCUUGUAUUUUUUCACUAUUCAGUUUUUUGCACCCUUUGUCGUUUCUGUAGUAAUAGCACUCCAAAAAACUAACUUUAAAAAAAAAUUCCUUAAAGUAUUGAAAAGAAUACUAUACUUAUGAAAAUAUUAAUUUCCUUAGAUAAAGGCAUCAUUGUCAAACAAAACUUAAUUUGUGACCAUGAGUUUUUUUCUCUUUAGCGUUAUACUUAUAUGUUAGCUGCCAGCCCACUUCCAUCAACAUGCCUCUAUAGCUUGCCUUACAUUCUCAGAAAGAUGGAUAUUACAUACUUGCUUUAACCAGUAAUUCAAUGACACUUGCCACUCACUCACACACAUCACUUGCCAAACACAGCAUAUCUUAGGUUCAGUCCCCACCCAGUAACACAGCAGAAAUCAAAAUCAUCUAAUAACAAAGAGGUGGUUUCUGUAGCUAGAGAGAUGAUACUUUAGCAGUAAACGGGACAUAGUUCCUCUCACAGAGGACUCAAGUCCCACAUGCCAGUCAGGCACCUCACAAAGAACUCUAUUUUCAGAGAACCUGAUAACUUCUGAAAGACGGCACUCACAUAUGCACAAACCAACAAAAAAACACACACAUAAUACAUAAACAAAACAAAAUUACAGCAAAUAAAAAUACCAUUUUUAUUUUUCUUAAAACUAGUAACAAUUCUAAUAGUAUGAAAAACACCAAUGUCGCACUAACUUGGGAAAAAAAAACAAGACAUGAAAUACCCAGGUACCUCAGUCUAACAAAUAAACCAAAAUUUUUUUUCAAAAUUUAACAUUUCAGGUAAUUGUCAUUUAGAUCUUUCUGUCAUUUAUCAUUUUAAAUUUUUAUAUUUAUAUUUACUAAUUACAUGUUUUUGCUUAGUAUAUUUUAUGACUAAUAAGAUAACCUAUAGUUUUAUUUUGCUAAUACCUAAUUAUAUAAAUUGAAAUUUUAUAUAAUUGAAGUUUUAUUUUUAAUAAAAAUAUAGUAGAAAAGGACUGUGCGUGGAGGGAGACAAACAAACAAACAAACAAACAAAAGACAAACACUGAGACUGUCGGCCAGUGUUGGUAAAACAGUGUAAGGAAGAAUCCAAGGCAGGGAGGACGGAUGUGUGGGCAAGCAGAGAGAAGAAAAGGAGUUACAUGUAGUCGGAAGCAGGAUCCUGAUUAUCCUGCUGGCACUGCCUGAGUCCCUGUGUUAAGCUGGCUACUAGAGAAGACUGGAUAGACAACCCAACUCUCUUACCAAACAGGCCUAUUUUCUGUCUAGUUUCAAUGAUAAUCAGCCCACUAGAAAGCUAACAGAGGACGCAAGACGGAAAAGGUUUCUAGUUCCACACCAGUUACAGUAUGACGUCACUAUUUAUACUUAACUUUGAGACUCAAUUUAUCAUUGGUAAAGAACAACAGUAAUUUUCAUUGGUUUAUAUCAUUACCAUAUCUGCCUUUUCCUGAAAUUAAAAUGAUUAUUGCAUGUGAAUGAGCUUAGAACAUGGCAGGAACUAACAAAUGUUCAUUCUCUUAAAAGUAGUUCUGAUACUAAGGAGUUGAACCUUGCCAAUAAGUUAAAUGCCUUUCUUAUGUCAACUAAUGUGAUCCAGUGAUUGAUGGCCUUUGUAUUGAGGUGUCUGAGUGCACUACUUAAACAUGAUCUAGUUCACCACACUCAGUUCACUAAGACACCUACAGAACUAGUGGUGUCAGCAUGAUACAGUUUGCUUAGCUGCUUUAGAGUACAAAAAGUAUUCCAAAAUUUUCUACAAGGUCGACAAUUUGAAAUUUAAACUUAAAAUGCCUUACACUUUUUUUUUACAGCAUGCUACAAAUGAAAACUGAUGAGAAAGUGGAUCUGUGUGAUGGGAACACAGCAAGCUGCCCUCUGAGCCCCAUUCAGAUGUGCCUUAAUCAUCCUAUUGAAUGGAGUCUAACAGCAGCAUCUCUAGCAAGCUGCACAGUUCAUAACCAAACUCUCAAAAAUGAAGACAAUUAGUCUGCAGCCCUUGCACUAUCUUUAUUUUCUAUGUCAAUAUUCAUUCUCAUGAAUACCAAUUGAUACUAACAUAUUUCUAGUCCUGUGAUCUGUCUAUAUAUUAGGUCAUUAGCAUUAAUCAUUUUAUUAUAAUUCUGUUUUUACAUACAGUACACAAGACCAUUGUGGGGUUUUGCAACAAAAGCAGAUUUUGAUGUUCUCUUUUUAUCGGUGAAUUUUUUAAUGCCCUCAGCUUAAAUAUGUAAUUGCCCAGUUCUAUUUCUGUGCAGUUUUCACAUAUAACAAUUCUGUAACUUAGGAAGCUAGUAUUGUAAAGAUGUGUGACAACGACCUAACCCAUGAACAGUUGUGUAACAGGUGGGUGCCAACUACCUCGAGGCAAACUGGGAAGGGCAAAGGUGUCGGUCAGAAGUGUAUCUCUUCUACAGUUAUACAUGUAUAGAAAAAGACUGAUUAGCUUAUCAAAUAGCAUGUUUUCAUUCAUUAAAAAAAAUGGGUUCUCAGUUCUCUUUCUGUAAUUAAACCUCUCAUCUGUGGGCCAUAAGAGCAAUGGCACAAUUGCAUGUUUACUCUUCAGCAAAUGUGUGCCUCAACGGGAAACAAGAACACUGGUUUAAGUUCACAGUUUUGAAUGGAAAAAAAGGUAACUGUUUUUAUACCUGUUGAUUUUAUUGUACUUUAGCAGUUUGCUCCAAAGUUUACAGGGGUAUCCUGUAGAAACAGGAUAAUACUCCUUAGUAAUGCUGAUGCUGUUCCCUGCAGCCACAGCUAUUGUCUAAAGUCGGAGUAGUAAAACUACUGCUAAUGGAAAAGUCGGUGCUUAAAGUCAGAGAAAAGCAAACUUUGGUAGUGUCUACGUGAUCACAGCGUCUUUCCUUUUGGCUACUCUGCACAUGUAUAAAUGAGAUGAUAGUUCAUUCCUAGUGGCUUUCCCUUACACCACACUAAUGUGCCAUUUUAGCCCUGCUUACUUCCUAUUCCCCACGAAUUUAUUCUAAGACAGGGAUUUAACAAGAACUAUAACAAUAAGAAGUAUGAAGCACAGGAAAAGACAUAUAGCCAAGAGUGAAGAACAACAGUGUUUUCAUUGGUUUAUUUUAUUACCAUAUCUGCUUUUCCUUUUGCUUAAUAAGCAUUCUUGCUUUGUAACUUUGACUCCUUUUCUGAGUUCUAUAAAGCACAUAUUAUAUAUAUAGAAUAGCCUUUUGGUUCUCAAAGCCAGCAAUAUUACCUUUCAGUCCAUCUCAGAGCAUCUGUUAAAAUGAAUGAUCUCUGACAAAUUUUAAGAAGCAGAAGCACAAUUAAUAAAAAUUUCAUGUUAGGACAUUUUUAUCCAAAUAAAAGGUGUUUCUUUGGGUAUGGCAGAAAGAAAAACGACUACUUUUAUACAAUGCAAGUUUCAAAAUAUUUAUGUUUCAUAACAGCGACAAUUUCAAAAGAUAAUUGAAAUUUAACAGUGAAGAAACUGUGCUCAUAAUCAAUACAUAACGAUGACUUCCUAUAACUUUUUUCCCAUUCAUAUUGUUUAUUUUUCAAGUAUAUUUUGAUGUGCCAAAACCCAAUGUACCUUUCAUGAUUUAUGUGUGUGAACACCUCCCUAGUCUAGAAUCAUUUAUAAACUAGUGUUCCUAUAUGGAAAGAUUUAGGAAGAGGAAUUACCAUUGAGGUAAAGUUAUCAAAUAAAUCCUCAGUAUAGGAAUGAUGCAAUUCUCAAAGCCAUGGUUUAAUGUAAAUACGGAGAGCUUUGUCCAUUAUACUGGUUCUCAGUGGUCAGAGCAGCUUUCUAUGUACUUCAUCCUUCAUUGCCGUUUGUUUGAUGCCUGACAUAUUCACCUAUUUUACAGCUUGUCUAAGCUUCUCAAUAUAAGCUACUGGGCUAAUUAUAAAUCUUUCCAAAAUAUCAUAGUUCUGUAGGGUUCACAUAGGGGACCUAUUUAAAAGCAGGUUUCUAGGCCCACCUAAUGUCCUGAUAAAGACAAAUCUGGAUCCGUGCAGAUGGAUGACACUAACAGAUGGUGAACUCAUGUGGCAUCAUUCAUGUUUGCAGAAACAGAGCAGGUAUUUCUGAUUCUUCCAUAAUAACUAUUAAAGCAAAGAUAUAAGCACAACUUCAAAGGACUCCAUCCUUAUCAGCUCCCUUAACUCGGGUCUUCAUUAAGAAACUCUGCAAGGUUAAGUUUACUUUUCUGAAGCGCGGCUGUUUUGGCUCGUCUGGGUAAUCUCAUCCUCAUUUCUGAUGGUGGUUCAUGAUCACUAAACAUGUUAAAAAGACAUUCAUUUAGAUAUAAGCUUUAAAAAUCAGAAUAUUUAUAAAUAAAGCUUUUGGUUUCUGACAUUACAAUAUAGUGUAAUAGAUAGCCUGAGUCUAAUAACUAAGCUUAACACUAAAAUUUCAAGCAAUAACCAAAAAACAAUGGCUGGAUGACUGUCCUGCCAAGUGAAUCAGAAAACCUAACUAAUUUGGUAAUUUUUAAUCUACUGGCAAUACCUGGUGCCAUACAUACAGGGAAAGAAGAAAAGCACCAAGCUUUUACAGUGAAGCUUGUAAUUACAUAGGAACCAUACUAUCGUCCUAAAGGAGUUAGAAUUCAUCUGAAUUAACAGUACAUGUCAUUUUUAUUAAGUAUAUUACUAAGACAUUGUAAGGUCCCCCCAAAAGCACUUUAACCAAGGCUUAGUCUAAGGAAACAGGGAGGGCCCAAUACCAAUGACUAAACAAAUGCAAGAUAGCGACAAACUUCAAGCUCAACCAUGGCUUGACAGCGACUGAAAGAAAACUAUCAACACGAGCCACAGUACAUGAAAGUUGUAAGCAGAACUGUAACUGAAAGAAUACAAAUGUUACCUAAAGCAACAUAAGAGUCACAUAUAUAAGGUCAUACAAACAGAAUACAUGGGAAUACAUGGGAAUAAACUCGUCUCAAUACAAAGAGAAUAUAUUAAACUACUCCUUAAAGCUGAUGCCAACUAAUAAAAAUAUACACCUCUUCAUCAGUCAAAUGUUCUAGAUAAUUUUACACUAUUUACCAAGAUCACAGAUAAAUUAGUUUUUACUAUCUUGUAAUAUACAAAGUUUCUCUCAGAAGAAAAUUGUAUUUUACUUGUGAGCAAAAUGAAACUGGCAUCUUCCAUGUCUUAUGGAAAUACAUGACACACCUUUCAGAGUCAGGCCCAGCAGUCUGGCAUCUCCUGUUGGUCUUAGAUGAAACUGGCGCUUUUCUCCGUCCUUAAAGACAACAUAACUUAUUGGCAAAUUUUUUAAUGGUUUCAUGUUUCUAAAUCUAGUGUCUAAGCCAUCUUUUACUUUCAGCACAACAAUCUUUUUCAACACAUUUCCUUAUUGCUAUCCACUCUGAUGCUCUCAAUACACAGUGGAGGGGGAAAUACUAAAAUUUAUGUAAAUUUCUUUGGAUGAGAACUACAAAUAUGUAACAAAGAGGAAAACUUUAGGUCACUGCAUAUGGUGACAAAAACAUCUCAGGCUAGCUAUGAUAGCUCAUUUGGUAAAGUUCUGGCUUUGUUAAGUAUAGGGUUUAAGUGCCACAACCCACAUAACAGUGAAGUGUGGUGGCACAUGCUUAUAAUCCCAGCACUGGGAGGGCAGAGACAAGGAGGGGCUCUGCCUAGAUUCCCUAGAUGGCCAUCUAGCCUAGCCUACUUGGAGAGCUCCAGAUCACUGAGAAACUUGUCUCAAAAUCAAGCAGACUGUGACUAGGGAGCCUCCACAUGAAUACUUAUGCACACAUAAAUGAUCACAUACAUAGAAGACAGUUUUCUCUUACAGCAGAGGUAGAGUUAAUAUGGAAAAACUAACAAAAAUAUUACAAGGGCAAGCUCAAUCAAUGAACAGUUUCUAAAUGGAACUGUACUUUUAUUAUAUAUAAUAUUUAUCUUUGAAGCACUACAUUGCUUAGCUAAUCUGGCCUCAAACUGAUGGCCUCAAGCUAUCCUCACACGGCCUCCAGAGCAGCCGUUAUAACUUCUGGCAUUAUUGUAACUGGCUUCAAACGAAACUUAAGUAGCAAGAUACAGCUUGCUUGUAAAAUACUUAAAUUUAUACAAAGAAAAGUCAAAUGUGUUCAUAAAUAUAAUUCAAUGUUUUAAAAUAAAUAAGAACCUUUAUUUACCAGGGUUUAUUUGUUAUAUUCUACAAGGUUGAAAGUAAGGACUAGGGGCUGUGCUCGGUGGGUAGCGUGUUUGCCUAGUGCGUACAAAUCCUGGUUUGCUCAACCAUAUGAAAUGGAGCAUGCUGAUCCAACACCUAUAUUCCCAGCCUGUAAUCACAAGUUCAAGGUCAAAAGAGUGACUUUGAAGUCAGCCUAGGAUAUAUGAGAACCUAUUCUGAAAAAAAGAGACAUAAUAAAUUUGGCCUUCAAUGUUCUUCAUUUAUGAAAGAUAAAAUGUAGCAUGUAUACAUUAAGUUUGGACUAUAAAAAACUGGAGUUUUCACACUUUAUUCUGUAACUAAAAGUAAUCUGAUCAAAAUCAAUUGUUCAUUUGACAAUUUAUUUGAAAUUGUAUAUCCUAUUCAUUGUUAUGUAUUUCCCCUCAUAUUUUAUUUAUUUGCCUUCAAUAAUGUAUUAACCCCGAAGAAAACAUCCAAAAAUAUGGAAGUAAUUUGGAACAAUAUCCAGUAAUUGGUGUUUAAAUAACCGGUUUGUUAUGAAACAAUGUUAUGGCCAGAUUCUAUUCUAGAGAAGAUUAAAUAUACUUAGAACAGAGCCAUAAAACUAUUUUCAAUAAUUAAAAUCAUAUUGGCUCAUGGGUGGGACUAUUAGUGUUCUUGAUGGUAGGUCUGCCUGGAUGUACUUUCUUAUUCUUCUGUAAUAAGCAUGCAUUGCUUUUGUAAUAAGGAAUUAAUAAAACAAUUUAAAAAGC
Rattus norvegicus (Norway rat) is the source of this 39700-nucleotide messenger RNA. NCBI's taxonomy places the organism in Eukaryota, Metazoa, Chordata, Mammalia, Rodentia, Muridae. The record is from RefSeq and is a predicted model, not a curated record.